CUCGGCGCUUCCGCCGUGCGUCUGCAGCGCUCCGCGCGCUCUUUCCGUCCGGAGCCCCUGCAAUAGGCGUUUCCGGCCAUUCAUACUUCCAGUCGGGCAGUCCCCGGUUGUUGGAUUCCGUUCGGUAUCGGACCCGAAGGGUGACGGCGCCGCUAGGAUGAAGCUUGUGAGAUUUUUGAUGAAAUUGAGUCAUGAAACUGUAACCAUUGAAUUGAAGAAUGGAACACAGGUCCAUGGAACGAUCACAGGUGUGGAUGUCAGCAUGAAUACACAUCUUAAAGCUGUAAAAAUGACCCUGAAGAACAGAGAACCUGUACAGCUAGAAACACUGAGUAUUCGAGGAAAUAAUAUUCGAUAUUUUAUUCUACCAGACAGUUUACCUCUGGAUACACUACUCGUGGAUGUUGAACCUAAAGUGAAAUCUAAGAAAAGGGAAGCUGUUGCAGGAAGAGGCCGAGGUCGAGGCAGAGGAAGAGGACGUGGCCGUGGCAGAGGAAGGGGGGGUCCUAGGCGAUAAUGUCUGUCAAGAUUACUGUUUCAAAGUGAUAAGUGAAUGGGAUAUUUUUUGUACAGGUUUUGUUUGUUUAUGUCAAUUUUUAAUAAACAUACUUGUGGGACAGAGA
Molecule: messenger RNA, 623 nt
Organism: Microcebus murinus (gray mouse lemur)
Lineage: Eukaryota; Metazoa; Chordata; Mammalia; Primates; Cheirogaleidae
Gene: SNRPD1
Product: small nuclear ribonucleoprotein D1 polypeptide
Biological process (GO): RNA processing; spliceosomal snRNP assembly
Molecular function (GO): RNA binding
Source: RefSeq, a predicted model, not a curated record